Molecule: messenger RNA, 876 nt
Organism: Spirometra erinaceieuropaei
Lineage: Eukaryota; Metazoa; Platyhelminthes; Cestoda; Diphyllobothriidea; Diphyllobothriidae
Source: the annotation of a GenBank genome assembly
AUGUUCCUCUCCCACCUCUCGGGUUGGACGGGUUUGGAAAACAGUGAGUACUCGAAGUAGAGCGUGAUGUGGUCGCUUGGCCCUAAUGGUUGUCGGUCCUGCAGGUCUAACACGUUUUCCUCCUCUCGGGUAAAAAUAAGAUCAAGGCAGUUCGACUGCUGCCCUUCCCUGACCCGUGUUCCAAAGGUAACAUUCUGGCAGAGAAGUCUGUCCGUUGCCCAUUGUAGUAGUUUGCCUUUGCCCACUCACCAUCUCCAUUUCAAAAACGAGCUAGCUCAACGGCUAGACAUCCUUCCAGUCCCUGCCGCCUCCGCCGCUGAGGAGAACGCCUCCGUACAGAAAUGAUGGUGUUAACUGCGAGACACGGUCCAGUCGACGGCGUUGGCCAUCCUCGGUCCAGCACACCGCCAAUUCCAGGACUGGUUCGACGACAACGACGCCGCCAUAAACAAUCUGCUCGCUGAGAAGAAUCGCCUACACAAAGCCUACGUUGAACACCCCACCGACGAAAACCGGAGUGCUUUCUACCGCUGUCGUCGCCUCCUACAACAGCGACUGCGCGAGAUGCAGGACGCCUGGACGGCUCGCAAAGCUGAGGAGAUCCAAGGGUACGCGGACCGCAACGAGUGGAAGAACUUCUUCUCCGCGAUCAAAGCUGCCUUCGAUCCGCCGACCAAAGGCCCUGCUAUUCUUCUCAGCGCCGACGGCGGUACUCUCCUCACCAAGAAGACCCAAAUUCUACAGAGAUGUGCCGAGCACUUCCUAGGCGUCCCCAACCGUUCCUCCACCAUUUCCGGUGUCGUUAUUGCCCGUUUGCCGCAAGUGGAGACCAACGUGAACCUCGACCUCCCACCCUCUCUCCCGGAAAUCAUUUGA